Messenger RNA from Paramecium primaurelia, 598 nucleotides. NCBI's taxonomy places the organism in Eukaryota, Ciliophora, Oligohymenophorea, Peniculida, Parameciidae. The record is from the annotation of a GenBank genome assembly.
AUGAAAAUCAAAGAAUGGCUUUUAGAUAAUGAUAAAAGAAAAAAAGUCAUUACUUUUAUUUACAGACUAGCCCUAAAAAAAUAACCAUUUCAUUCUAAUAGACUUAGAGAAUAAAUUGAUAAAUGCAAAUUUUCAGAUGAUAUACAACAUAUUUGGAAUCAAUUUGAUACUUUAAGAGCUUACUAUAAAUUAUUGCUAAAUUAAUCCUAGUUUGCAAAUUAAGUAAAAUUAAUCAGAAUUAUUCAUGAAAAUACAAUGUUUCAUAAUAAACCAGAACUAGUUGCAAUAGAAAGAAUAAAAAAAGAAAAAUAGUUUAAAUUGCUAAAUGAAAAUGAUUAAUUCUUUAUUCUUGACUUAUUAAAUAAUGCAAUUAAAAAUAACAAUGAUCAAAAUAGAUAAAGAUAUCCAACUUUACUCCAUUAUAUUAAUGAUAAAAAUAGCGAAAGUAAUAUCAAGAUUUUUACUAUUUAAAGAAUACGAUCAAAAAUAUACACCACCAUUACCUUAAUGUGUUGAAUGCUAAAAUUUAACGUAUUUGUAAGCCUACCAAUAUUUAUAAAAUAAAGAUUUAUAAAAGUAAUCAAUUAAGAAAAUUUGA